Saprolegnia parasitica CBS 223.65 is the source of this 780-nucleotide messenger RNA. RefSeq lists its product as hypothetical. Gene Ontology annotation, biological process: plasma membrane organization; regulation of membrane lipid distribution; membrane assembly. NCBI's taxonomy places the organism in Eukaryota, Oomycota, Saprolegniomycetes, Saprolegniales, Saprolegniaceae. The record is from RefSeq and is a predicted model, not a curated record. Bases 1 to 780 code for a protein of 259 amino acids. The transcript is spliced from 4 exons. Gene Ontology annotation, cellular component: plasma membrane.
AUGCUUGCGCUGGUCGCCUUCUUGGGCGCCGUCGGCGCCACCGCCUACGUGCCCCGCCUCGGCCCCGUCGGCAUCUCCGCGCUGGUGUUCUAUGGGCUGCGCGUAAGCGUUGUGCCCUUUGCCUCGCGCGCCUGCGUGGCGGCGUUCCGGAGCGACGCGCCUAUGGACCGCCUUCUGUGGCUCAACACGUCGGUGUCGCUCCUGCAUUCCAUCGUCUCGUCGUGCGUGAGCCUCGCCGUGCUCAGCUACCACGGCCGCGCCUUCUUUGACGCGGACUGGGUCCUCGCCAGCCCCGACGGCGCGAUGCUGCCGCUCGCCAUCUCGACGGGUUAUUUCCUCUACGACUUUUACGACCUUGUCGCGUACAAGCUGUGGCUCAAGGCGCCAGGGAUCCUCGCCCAUCACAUCAUGGUCGGCGCAUGCUACGCCUCGGCCAUUGUCUACGGUGUCGGGCAGUGCUACCUCGUGGUGAUGCUGCUCCUCGAGCUCAACUCGGUAUUUCUGCACGCGCGCAAGCUCCUCUCGAUGGCAGGCUACAGCAUGUCGAACGCGAUCUACGCCAUGGCAUGGCAAGGCGUCUGGGUCACCUUUGUUGCGACGCGCGGCGUCCUCCCGAUCGCGGUGCACGUUGCUGUCUUUGCCGAUCGAGCCCGCUUCCCGCAUCUGGUGCAGUACGCCAUGGCGUUUGGCGGCAUGGCGAUCCUCCAUGUCCUCAACUACCUUGUGUGCCAAGGCUGCUGGAAAGCGUACCGCAAGGACGUAGCCGCCAAGUCCAAGUAA